CUAUUUCAGUAAAAUGCAGAAUGAAAAACCUAAGGAUGACAUGUAAUCAUGUCACGGAGGGUGUGUGCAUGAGUUUUUUUUUUUUUUGUUGAAGUUUUUUUUUUUUUUUUAUUAGUUUUUGACACCAAUAAAAGAUGAUGGAAGAGGAUCGAGGCAUGUUUCCAUGGUAACAGCUGGCGACAUGCUGCAGCAUCAAGUAAAAAUAGAACAACCCUCUUGUUCUAAAAAUCACAACACGAUGUCUGGACUACAAUAUCCUCUGCGAACUGAGCUAUUUCCAAAUAUGGCUGUCAUAUCUACUUGACUAGCAUAGAUAUAUAACAUAAAUAUGCAUAUAAAUAUAUAACCAACAAUCUUUGCAGAUCAGUCCACAGAAUCUCCUUCCUUCCCAGUAAGUGCAAUUUGGGCAAUCAUACGUUUCAACAAAGCCCAGCUCAGGUAAUUGGAAAACAUUUUGACAAUGCAGAAGUGAUCUCACAUCGGUGAAACGCGACGUUUAGCGCGUUUGUUGUUGUUUCUUGAGCAGUAGCAACGUAGCGUGUGUGACGUUUGUUUGUCUCCAUGCGCGUUGGUGAAAGCCCGAAUAAGCAAACUUGUCAGCGGAACGUUUCAAGAAAGAAUAGAACAGCAUAUUUCUUAGUAUUGUGGGACAACUUGAAAAUAAAAGCCGCAGCCACCUGCCUUUUUGAGUGUAAGGUAACAGGUUGGAAGAUGUUAAGCGUGGUUGAUAUUCGUGUUUCCUAAUGUACCUGAAUACAGCACCGGCGUUGGUUUCUAUGGCAACGCCGGACAUCGGAAACGAAAGAUGGUUCACAUCACAGAAGAUUUGAUCCGGCGCCGCGCCGAGCACAACGAGUGUGAGAUCUUCUCCCUGGAGGAGGUCUCCCUACACCAGCAGGACAUCGAGAGGAUCGAGCACAUCGAGCGCUGGUGCAGGGAUCUGAAGAUCCUUUACCUGCAGAACAACCUCAUACCACGAAUCGAGAACGUGGGCCGCCUGAAGAAGCUGGAAUACUUGAACCUCGCCUUGAACAACAUAGAAGUCAUUGAAAACCUCCAAGGAUGCGAGAAUCUGCAAAAGUUGGACCUGACGGUCAACUUUGUGGGGCGUCUGAGCAGCGUGGAGAGCCUGAAAGAAAACGUGCACCUACGUCAGCUCUUUCUGGUGGGCAACCCCUGCACGCUCUUUGAAGGCUACCGCAAGUACGUGGUCGCCACCCUGCCCCAGCUCAAGUGUCUGGACGGCACCGAGGUGACGCGCUCGGAGCGUAUCGUGGCCAAUCAGGGCCUGGAGGAGCUGAGGCGGCGCAUCCUGGAGCAGGAGGACCAAUACCUGAGGAAGAAGGCCCAAGAGGAGGAGGCCAACUCCAAGCAGGCCGAGGAACCGCCAAAUGGUGCUCCUGAGCCGCAGAACGAGUCAGACGAAGAGCGACUCGAGAAGGAAUUCUGGCACACGCCGUGUGCCUUCACUCCGGAAUCCCGCUUGGAGGCUCAUCGCCGCCUGGAAGCCAAGCGGACGGCCAGGGACAAAGGCAACGAGAAGAAAGUCAAGCUCCCGAAGACUCUGAUAACUGCUGAUGGACGAGUUCUAAAUGUCAAUGAGCCCAAGCUGGACUUCUCUCUGACGGAAGACGACAACAACAAGAGGAUUGUUUUGGACCUGGCGGUCUACAGGCACAUGGACACCUCCCUGAUGGACGUGGACGUGCAACCAACGUACGUCAAAGUCACCGUCAAAGGAAAACGCCAAAUCCCGACGGUGCAGAUAUUUCAGCUGGUUCUGCCGGCCGAGGUCAAGCCCGACAGCUCGACGGUCCGGCGCUCGCAGACCACAGGACACUUGCUGCUCCACAUGCCCAGGGCUCAAGGUGAACUGGAGGUGACAAAAAGCGCCGUUCGGCCGUCCAAAGAUGACCGCCGCCCCCAUCGCGGUUCGGCCGACAGUAAACAAAGGUAAAGUCCCACACGCCGAGGUUUGGCUUGGCUACUUUUCAAAAUUCCAUCAGAUUGAUUUUAAACCAUACACACAUGCGUUCGUACCAAGGUCAAAGUAUUGAUGCAGCAAACAAAACCUGCCUGUGCAGGCGUGACAGGUCAAAGUUGAGGGCGCGAAACAAUCGAGCGACUUUCUCAAGCAUCUGAACUGCUGGUGUGUUUUGAUGAGUACAGCGCUUGCCUUUGGCUGACCCCGGGAUCGAUGACGCCAUGUUUGUUUCCACCGAUUUCCUCGCAGCCACCCGGAUGUCGUGAAAGUGCGACCCCGCUAGCGGGUCAGGUGGUUGGGCAGCAUAGCGCUAGUGGGUCGGCAGACAAGCGCCUCGGUGCGCUCCGCCUCUUUUCUGCACGCUGCCUCUUAUCUGCACGCCAGCAGAUGAGCUUAAGAUGGGCCCCGUGACCUGGCUGCGCUCCCCUGACGCUAAGCGGGAAUCUGCAAGACGCUCACGACGCUCGCCGCCGCCUCAAACUCAAUUAGAGUCGUCGUGAAGGCCGACACAGCGCGCCGCAAAACCUUCUCCAAGGUCGGGAUGUCGUCCGGCGACUCGCCCGACCGCUAAUUGCGUUCCGAAUCGCUGGCAGCUCAGGGCGUCCUGAUGCCGCUUAUUGUCGACCAUUGUCUUCAUGUAGCCCCUCCCCCAAACGUCACAGCCAUGUUGGACACAUCCCGUCACGGCUCGGGCCUACUUCUGGGCCGGCCGCCAAAGAGCGAGCCACGUGUCGCUAAGCAAGCGCCCAACCCAGCAUCUGUUUGCGUCCGGUUGACUCCACAGCGGGCGUGGCGUUGCCGAGUGGCUGGAAGUGGACGCUGGUGGAAGGGUGGACAUUGCCAACAUCGUGGUGGCACACCGGCGCGCCACCGAAGGGCCGUUGGACGCCUCUGGCCGGGUUCCUGACGUUGACGAGGAACCC
Molecule: messenger RNA, 2907 nt
Organism: Syngnathus typhle (broad-nosed pipefish)
Lineage: Eukaryota; Metazoa; Chordata; Actinopteri; Syngnathiformes; Syngnathidae
Gene: dnaaf11
Product: dynein axonemal assembly factor 11
Exons: 11
Coding region: 806-1957 (383 amino acids)
Biological process (GO): outer dynein arm assembly
Cellular component (GO): cytoplasm
Molecular function (GO): protein binding
Source: RefSeq, a predicted model, not a curated record